This is a messenger RNA of Musa acuminata subsp. malaccensis (wild Malaysian banana), 1117 nucleotides long. RefSeq lists its product as uncharacterized. NCBI's taxonomy places the organism in Eukaryota, Viridiplantae, Streptophyta, Magnoliopsida, Zingiberales, Musaceae. The record is from RefSeq and is a predicted model, not a curated record.
UUGAUGCUCUUCACGAGAAUCCGCUGGAGGAGGAGGACCGCAGGCGUUGAGAGUGAAAGAAGUGAUGAAGGGCGAAGAGAUGCUGCAGCAUUGUCUGAUGUCGAAGUCCUCGGAAAGCGAGGGGAAGGAGGACGAACAGGCGGUGGUGAUCGACGAUCCUCCCUUGACGUGGAAUGCCGGUAGUGCCGCCAUGGGAGGCAGCAAGAAGAGGUUGCUCUCGAAGCAGCUGUCGAUGAGAGAGACAACGAGGGAGGCCAAGUGGGAGAAGCGGAGAAGGCAGACACUGCACAGGAGGCACAUGAUGAUGGAGGCGGGAAACGAUGAGGAGAAGGCCGUCGAGAAGGAGCCCGGCGAUGACGGCGAGAGGAGGCUGAGCGGAAGAGUGAAGAGCCUGACCGAUGAGGACCUUGAUGAGCUGAGGGGAUGCAUAGAACUCGGGUUCGGGUUCAGCGAGGAGGAAGGCGGCCAUGACCUCCGCCACACCCUCCCCGCACUCGACCUCUACUUCGCCGUAAACCGUCAGGUCUCUGACCCCAAGCUGUGGUCCUCGCCGAGCCCUGCCUCGACCCCGACCUCCACCUCGUCUCCGUCAACCUUGUGCGGCCCUCUGAGCCCCCGCAGCCCCGAUGAGCAGACGCGUUCCGGCUCUUCCGAGGCCUGGAAGAUAUUCAACCCAGGAGACAAUCCGCAGCAUGUGAAGGCGAGACUGCGGCACUGGGCGCAGGCUGUGGCGUGCUCUCUCAAGCAAAGCAACUGACAGCGAUCUCAUGCACGCGAACCCUUCCGAGAGAAGAAUCGGCAGAUCUAUUCGAGUCAUCUCUCACAUCCAUUCUACUUCAUCAUCCCCUAUUUGACACUCACUGCGAACUGUUGCUGUUUGAUGUCGUCGGUUCAUCAGCCCACUCCUUUUCUUCUUGUUUCUUUUCUCUUUUUUCUAGUGUCAUCAGCACCAUUACAUGGAUAGUAAAUAGGAAGAAAAUAAGCUUGCACCCAUGGACGGAAUCAUUGCAUGCAGCCUGUCACCAAGAGAGAUGAUCCAAGAGCAGCAAGUCAACUUGGUGAAUUCAAUGGGAAGCAAUAGUUUUUCUGGUACCAUUUUUGCAGUUUGUCUUCUCAC